AUGGACGAUUCCACAAUUAUCAGUAGCGUCCGUGUCACACUUCUGACAAUCUUGCUUGCAUUCUGGAUCUAUGUUUACGCACAAAGUCGACAGAAAGACGAGUCUAACAAGGUAUUCGGUGAAGAAAAUGGUUGCCAGCCAAUACAAAAGAGACUCCUGUUUAAAUGGCCACUUGCCUUGACGUCUUCAAACGGCAAUACGAUGUUUUAUAUGGGCAAAACCUUUCAGGUCAAGUUGCUGGGCAAGGUUGGCUAUUUUACAACAGAUCCAAGAAAUCUUGAGGCUAUUCUCUUGACCCGAUUUGAAGAUUUUGAACUUGGGUCUCGACGCCAGGGUCUCUUUCCGAUGAUUGGGGAGGGCAUUUUCACUCAGGAUGGACACCCUUGGAAACACUCCCGAGAGAUACUGCGUCGCCAGUUCGUACGCAUUCAGUACCAAGACCUCAAAGUGUUUGAAAGCCCCAUCAAUGAUUUACUAGACGGUCUCAUGUCCUCUAGUGGCAUCGUAGACUUGCAACCCUUUUUCUUCCGCUUUACACUCGCCACCACCACGUCGCUCAUCUUUGGUGAGCCAUUCGCAGGCCUAGAUUCUACCGACCAUGAGAUUUUUAGCAAGAAUUUCGACUACUGCUCUCUUACUUCUGCAAUGCGCUUGCGGCUCGCGGACUGGUGCUGGAUCUAUAGCCCUUGGAAGUUCAAGAAAUCAUGCCAGAUGGUCAAGAGAUACGCCACUCAUUAUGUCAACCAUGCGCCCAAAGACAAAGACGAGAAUGGAGAGGAGGCCGCGUCUGAACGCCAUCCAUUCAUUCUCGACCUCUAUAAAGAGCUUCAAGACCCGGUAGUAGUACACUACCUUCUAGUUCGCCACCCUGUAGCACUUGAGCGAUUGCGUCAAGAGAUACGGUUAUACACACAGAUCCCAGUCAAUGUCCGUGUGGCUUCAAAGACCACGUUCAUCCCAAGAGGUGGUGGUCCAGAUGGUCUCUCCCCACUCCUCCUCACAAAAGGCACAGGUAUUGGAUUCUCUCCCUACCACAUGCAUCGACAUAAGGAUCUUUACGGCGAUGAUGCUAAUGAGUUUCGACCGGAAAGAUGGGAGGGGCCGGAGCUGAAGAGCAUCGGAUGGGGCUUUAUGCCAUUCCACGGCGGUCCGAGAAUCUGCCUUGGGAAGGACUUUGCUCUUACGGAAGCAUCUUAUGGAAUCGUCCGCAUUCUUCAGUGUUUCCCGUGUCUUCACUUGCCACCAGGACAUUCAACCGAACCGUCGGGCCUGGUAAAACAGGAUCUUACACUUGUAGUUUCGAGCGCAGAAGGUUGCAAAGUUAUGCUUAGUUAG
Messenger RNA from Venustampulla echinocandica, 1335 nucleotides. Its product is annotated as Cytochrome P450. NCBI's taxonomy places the organism in Eukaryota, Fungi, Ascomycota, Leotiomycetes, Helotiales, Pleuroascaceae. The transcript is spliced from 7 exons. Gene Ontology annotation, molecular function: oxidoreductase activity, acting on paired donors, with incorporation or reduction of molecular oxygen, reduced flavin or flavoprotein as one donor, and incorporation of one atom of oxygen; iron ion binding; heme binding. The coding region runs from base 1 to 1335 and encodes 444 amino acids. The record is from RefSeq and is a predicted model, not a curated record.